UUUUCACAAAGACAACAUCAAGUAAAAAAAGAUGUUGAAAAGGAUGAAGCCCACAAGUUGGAAUAAUGAAGUAACACCACCACCACCACCACCCAUCAUCAACCAGCAACACCAUAUCAGCAUAAUUCCGACUGCUUCUUCACGACCACAGCCGUUGAAUCUACCAUGGCGAGACCUUCCAAUUAAUGCAACAGGAGAAGACUACAAUGAGACAUGUCUUCCUUUGUAUAAAGCCUCCAUGGAGGGAAAUUUGGAAGCUGCUAGAGUGAUCCUUGACAACCACCCACACGCCAUACGAUUUAGCCUAACCGAAAAUAAUGACAAACUACUUCACAUUGCGGUAUUAGGGUCGGAGUCAAAGCCAUUUGUCGAAUAUCUGAUGACCAUUAUGUCAAAAGAGGACUUGGAACUACAGAAUAAGAACGGUGAAACCGCUCUUUGUAUAGCAGCUAUUACUGGAAAUGUUGAAAUAGCUAGGAUUUUGGUGACUAAAAAUGACAGACUCCCGCAUAUCCCUGAUAAUGAAGGAAAGACGCCGCUAUACAUUGCCGCUCUAUACAGGAAGGAGCCUAUGGUGAAUUUUCUCUACGAAGCAUCUGACCAAAUGACCGGUGAAUUUUGGACACAAGAGACUCGAGGUUCGGUUCUUGUUAAAUGUGUCGAGGCUAAUUUAUUUGAUGCUGCGUUAAAGAUGGUGAAUGAGGAUGAGGAACUUGUUAAAAACAAGAGUGUACUUGGACAAUUGGCUCGGUAUCCUGAAGCACUUUAUGUUAAGAGACCGGGUAUAAUCAAAAGAUUCAUAAGUUCGUUUUUAGCCAUUUGUCAUUGGAAGAAUAUAUUUCCUGAUGAAGAUAGCCAGGCAAUGCAAUUACUAAAAACAAUUUUGAAUAAGAUGGAGAAAUUGUCCAAGGAUGAUUUUGAUGCAAUUAUAAAGGGGCCUCCUGAUGAUGAGACUAACCAAGAUGAAAGAUCGAUAGUUUAUCUUCAAGACACACAAGAAGCACUACAUCUACUAAGAGCCAUAUCGGAAAACAUUGUGAAAAUGCCAGCCAAAUUUUUUAGCCUAUUUAGAACGCAGCCGGCUGAUGAAAAACCAACGCCUUUAAAGGACAUUAAGCCAAAAUACUCUUCACGGGUGCUAUUUCUUGCUGCAGAAGUGGGUAAUACUGCAUUUGUUGUUGAGGUCAUCCGAAAAUAUCCACAUCUAGUUCUACAGGUCAAUGAUGAUAACCAAAGUAUAUUUCAUGUUGCUGUCUCGUAUGGUCGCGAGGGUGUCUACAAACUGCUAAAGGAGAUCGGCCCUAGUAAGGAUAUAGUCAUUGCUCUUGAAGAUAAGAAUGGCAACAAUAUGUUACAUAUAGUUGGCGAGAAAGCUAAGAAUAAUCAAGUUCAAAACAUCAGAGGUGUGGGUCUGCGAUUAAAUCCAGAAAUUUUUUGGUUCAAGGAAAUUGAGAAAAUGAUCCCUCUUCAUCUUCAAAAUAAAAAGAACGCUGAAGGUCUAACACCACAUAGAGUUUUCAUCAAAAUCCACAAAGAUCAAUUUUCAAAAUGUGAAGAGUGGAUGAAAGAUAUAGCUUCCCAACUAAUGGUGGUCGCAGCUCUUGUGGCCACAACAUCAUAUCAGGUAGUCUUCAACCCUCCAGGUGGAUACGAUGAUACUGGUGUACCGAAGUUUAUCACUCUUAUACCUUUCAACGCUUUCUUAAUAUCCAAUUGUGUGUCAUUGGUAUUCUCUACAACCUCAAUCCUCAUGGUUUUAUCUAUCCUUGCGUCUAAUUAUGAAGAAUAUGAUUUUAUGAUCCCACUAUCCAAACAGCUAAUGAUAUGUCUCGCUACAGUAUUUAUCUCUAUAGCGAGCAUGAUCAUCACUUUUCUUAUCAACUUUUUUUGCGUUUAUAUUGAUUUCUAUUACUGGAUACCAUCUACCUUCACCGUUUGUGCUGCCAUCCCGUUCGUAAUUUUUUGCGUCUCCAAGUAUGAUGUUCUGGGUCACUUUAUACGUGGUUAUAGAAUGCUAUAUCAGACCAAUGUUUCUACUACGAAGCUUCACUUGAAGUAAUGUUCUUCUGUAAGGCUAGCUAUUGUUUGAAAGUUGAUGAUUUGGUGUUGUAUAAGUUUAUACAAGACAUGUAUUUCGCUACCAUUUGUGGCUAUUAGGCCAAAACUUAUGAUUGUUUGAAUUAAGAAAUGAAGUUAUGUUUAUUUUUUGUA
Erigeron canadensis is the source of this 2211-nucleotide messenger RNA. RefSeq lists its product as uncharacterized. Lineage: Eukaryota; Viridiplantae; Streptophyta; Magnoliopsida; Asterales; Asteraceae. Gene Ontology annotation, molecular function: protein binding. The transcript is spliced from 5 exons. The record is from RefSeq and is a predicted model, not a curated record. The coding region runs from base 32 to 2059 and encodes 675 amino acids.